CUGCCUAGGCUGCAGACACUCAAGCAGCACUUUUUCACUCCGCAUUCCGCAUUCCGCAGCCUCGCGCGGUGGCAACCCUUGCUUAACGUAUCUGUGUGUUAACGUCACUGAUCCAAAGCGACCGACAACAUUCUGGAGCCCGUUCCCUUACCUCGUUCGGUUGCGCCUCAACUUGCAAAACACCCGGCGUUGCAGCCGGCUGCAACUUAGGAUGUUUUAACAUAGGAGUCCGGCUAACGUUGAUUUUGAGGCCGGUCGGGACAAAAGUCUUGGACAGGCCCGUCGCUUGGCUGGCCCCAGCCAUGGAAGCGUACACCUAAAAGGCAGCAAUGCAGACGCAAUGGGCUGGGGUGCAGCAGCCGGGCGGUGGGGCCCCAGCGCAAUAUGACGGUGAGCUACACGCUUAUGCGCCGCCGCAGCAGCCCGCCGGGGCCAGCGCCUGGCAGCAGCCCCGCGCCGCGGCUGUAGCUGCUGCCGCUGGCCCCCAGCCCAGCGUCCGCCCCACUACCGAAGGCGGCUUUUACGGCCCACAAACUCCUGGCGGCAUCGGCCCGCCGCCGCCGGUGCCGCCGCCACACGCAGCACCAUCAGAAGCAGCACAGUUGCACCAGCAGCAGUGGCGGCAUGCGCAACACUACCAGUGGCGCGGCGCGGCGGAUAGCAACCCCUCACGGCCUCCUGCCGGCGCCAUGCUGCGCGGGGCCGGAGACGGGGCCAGCAGCCACACCGCCGCCGCUGCCACCGCCAGUGGCUGUGGUGGUGUUGGCAGUGCUGGUGAUCGGAUUGGCGGCACUGUUGCAUCCCACGACGGCUGGACUCCCUGGGGGUCCGCACCCGGGCAAGGAAACGGCCCUGCAGCCGCUGCUACUGCCGCCGCUGCAGCUGCUGGGGUGCGGUCGCAGUCGGUGCCCGUCGCGGCCGCAUCCAAUUACCCCCCAGUGAGAGGAGGCCCGGGCGCGACAGCGCCUCCCCAGGGGCCGGGGCCCGGCCCGGGCGCAGGGGGCUCCGGAGCGGGGGGCCGGGGUCCGCCCGGUGCCGCUGGCGGCGAUGCGCCGCAGGGGGUGUUGCAUGUGGCAGCGCCGGGCGCCAGGUCGGUGUGGGUGGCGGCCGGGCCGCAGGGCGGCGGGCCAGGCCGUCGCCCUGACCGCCCGCAGGUAGCAGUGGCGGUGGCGGCGGACCCCUUUGGUCCGCCCCGCCACCUGCCGCCGCUCCGGCUGCGCCCGCCGCCGCCGCAGCUGCCGCUGCCGGAGGCGCACCCGUACUCACCAGUGCGCCGCGCUCAGCCGCCGCCGCCGCAGCAGCACCCGCCCUCGCACCCACAUCCGGUGUACUACCGCUCUCAGACGCCGCUGCCGCCACCGCCACCGCCGGCCGGUUAUGUGUACGCCGAGGUCGGAGGGGAGGAGUCGGAGCAGGACGACGAGUUCGGGGCGCAUGCGGCGGAACCUGAACUGCAGGCCCACCACUUGCAGUAUGCGCGACACGGGCAGCACCCGCCGCACUUGCUGCCGCCGUACGUCUUACCUUCGCCUCAGCAACGACAGCAGCACCAGCAGCAGCACCAGCAGCAGCACCACCACCAGCACCACCAGCAGCACCCGCUGCAACGGCAUGACUCAGCGCUGGGACUUCCGCAGCCACAAGAGCAGCGGCAGCCGCACCAGCAGCAGCUGGGCGCUACGUGGCCGCCGCAGUCAGAGCGCUGGGCCUUGAGCGGCGAUGUCGCGGGGCAGCAGUGUCGCCACCGCCCCGUGCAGUUGCCGUCGCAACAGCAGGCACAGCCGCCACCCCAGCCGCAGCCACCGCCAUCGCAGCAGCUGCAGCGGCAGCCGGCACCGCAGCCUCAUGCGUGGCAGCCGCAUGCACACCAGCCUCAGGCGCCGGUGCCGCAGCCGCUGCAGCCGCAUGCACACCUGCCUCAGCCGCCGGUGCAGCCCGCGCGGCCGCAGCACCAGUGGCAACCAUCGCCGCAGGAGCGGCCGCAGCACCAGCAGCACCAGCACCAGCAGCACCAGCAUCAGCGGCACCAGCAACAGCAGAUGGACGGGGAGGAGGAGCCACCCGCGGCUGUAGCCUGGCGGCACGCGGCAGCUGCAGCAGCGGCAGCGACGUCCCCACCCCGGCGAACGGCGUCCGCCUCCGCCGCGGCAGCGGCUACACCUGCCGCGAUUUCGAAUGCUAUUGCGGGUGUGCCUGCGGGCGCAGGUUGCGGCGCGGCGCCCGCAUACUCGCGUCCCGCCUCCUCGUAUGCGGACGCGUUUCAUGGCGCGCACGCGCCCCACUAUCACUCGCACGGCCACGACCACGGCCGCCAUAUAGCCGCGCCCCUGGCGCCAGUGGGCGCUGACGGCGAAGGCGGCAGCAGCUGGCGCCAGAGCGCGGGAGCGCCGCCAGCCCUGCCGUGCGCACCGGGCCCCGCGCGGGACUUCCAGCACGCGGCGUACCUGCAGGCGGCGCCUUUUGGCGCAGCGCACGGCGGAGGCCCAGGGAUGGCGGCGGACCCCGCAGGGCCAGCGCCGGUUGCGGCUGCGGCGGUGGCUGCGGUUGCGGCGGGGAGCUCGGGGCAAGGCCGCAGCUCGGGGUGGCAAGAGGCCCGUCCCUAUGCAGAGCCGCAGCAGCAACAGCAACAGCAACAUCAACAGCAACAGCAGCAGGUGUGGGCCCGCAGUGCUCAGCAGCCCCCGCCGCAUGCGGCAGUGGCGACGGGGCCAGCAGGCGGGCCGCAGCACAGCCCGCCGCAGCAGGGCCUGCCACCUGUCGCCACACGGUCACAAGGCCACCACCACCAACAGUACCCUCACCAGCACUCCCACCAGCAGUACCCCCACCAGCACCACCCCCUCCUCCACGGCGAGCCCCGGACGCUGUCACGGCACAGCUCCCUACCGGCGGCGCCGUCGGGUCAGCCGCCCGGCAGCGCUGCCGGUUUCGGCACUGGCCAUGCUGUGGGCGCUGCAGGUGCGAGCACUUGGGCGGAGCCGCCCCCCAGCAGCCAGUCGACCAAACCGCGCCUGGAGGCGGCGGUGGCAGGCCGCGUGGCGGCGGCGGCUUGGCUGGAGCGAGACACCUCGCCGACUGCGCCGGCGUCGGUGGGCGGGUCGGUGGCGGGGUGGCGUGAGGCGCUGGGCGGGCUGGCGGCUGGGGCAGCGCCUGUGGCGGCUAGGCAGGCGUCGCUGGGUAGCCAGGAGGGCCGUCAGCUGCUGUACCUGCAGCACCAGCAGCAGCAACAGCACCAGGAGCAUCAGCGGCAGCAGGCAAAACAGCAGCUGCAGCAGCAACAGCAACAAAUGCUGCUCGCGCGAGACCAAAGGCAUGAAGUGGAGCAACUGCGACAGCAGCAGCAACAGCAACAGCUGCUCCAGCAGCAACAGCAACAGCAACAGCAACAGCCGGAGCUCCCUAGGCCGCACCAGCAGCGGGAGGCGUUCCCGGCUGAUGACCUCCGGACGUGGCAAGGCCACCCGCAGCGUCCGCCGCAAGCACCGCCGCCGCCAGCCCCGCACCACCAACAGCAGCCGCAGCCGCAGUGGCAGCAGCACCAGCAGGCGCUGCCGCCGGCGCACACACAGGCGGCGGAGUAUCCGGCGCCGUAUGUGUUGCCACCGGCACACGCGCCCGCUCGCCAGCAUCGGCAGCAGACGGUGCCGCCGCCGCCCCAGCCGCUGGAACGGCACCAGCAGCUGCCGCCCCACCCUCAGCGGCACCAGCAACACGCGAUGCAGCACCACAUGCACCAGCAGCAGCAGCUGCAAGCCCAUGCUGCGGCGUCGCCGUACACGGCCCAAGCGCCGACCCAGCCCCUGCAACAACAGCAGCCGACACCACCACCGCUACAGCAGCAGACGCCACCGCCGCCACAGCAGCAGCAGCAGCAGCAGCAACCUCAGCAGCAGCUGUCGGGCGAAGGCAGCUGUGCCACGCCGGAUGCCGACGAGGAGGAGGUGUCGGCGACUGCGGGAGGAGGGAUGCAGGGCACCGUCGAUUCCCCGUGCGACGGCGGAAUGAACACAACGCACCCGAAUGCCCAGGUUGCGGCCCCAUCAGGAACCCGAGGCUACGGGCCCCCACACCCCAAGCUGCCGCAGCUGAGCCUCGCAACUGCUCCCGGCCAGGCGCAACCGCACCGUCAGGAGGCGGCGGCGCCGCCGCCACUGCAGCACAUGGCCGCGCCGGUGGCGCCGCCGCCGCCGCGCGGCGUGUACGGCCUGCCGCCAGGUAGUGGUUGCAUGCAACAGCAGCACCAGCAGAACCAGCAGCAGCAGCCAGGCAGUGCCGUGGUGGCAAUGGCGGCUACGCCGCGGGCGUAUGCAGUUGCGGCAGCGGCGCAGCCGCCGCCAUCUGCAGCUGCGAGAGGCGGGCCGGCGCCGGCACCCGUACCGCCGCACGAGCAGUACCGGCAGGCGCUCGUGUGUGCGUCGGGGCGGCCGCCGCCGCGGCCUCAGGAGCACGGAGCGUACGAGGAGGCUUGGGAGCUGGAGGUGGUGCAGCACCAGCAGCACCAGCAGCUGCCGCCGCCGCCGCACCACCACCAGCCCUACAGCCAACCAUCGCAAGCUGCGGCUGCGGCUGCCGGCGCGGCUGGCGAUAGGUACUAUUAUCCAGAGCCGUCGGAGUCUGCGCCGCCGGUGCCAAAUGGGCCCGUUCGCCAGGCGCCUGCGGACUACCCCUAUCAGCACGAGCAGUACCCACCACGGCAGCAUUACUCUGCCUACCAGGGCCCGCCGCAGCAGCAGCUGCAGCAGCAGAGUCCGACACGGCAGCCGUACUACGUAGCCUACAUCAAGCAGGAGGAGUACGAGCCGCAUGAGCAUGCGCCGUACCAGCACCAACACCAGCAGCACCAACACCAGCAGCAUCAAUACCAGCGUCUGCAGCAGUACCAGGGCCAGUACGCACAGCCGCCAGGCCAACACGACCGACCGCCGCGCGAGCCGUACGGAAUGAACGAGCAGCCGCCGUGUCAUACGUACGCACAACAGCCGCAGGCACAGCAGCAACAGCAACAGCAACAGGUGCCACAGCAGCAGCAGGUGCAGAAUACCCAGCAGCACUACCAGAUGGCGGAACACGACAUGGCGGCGCAUCAUUCGCAGCAGCCUCAGCGGCAGCAGCAGCCACAGCAGCAACUGCAGAUGUUGGCACCGCAAUCGCUGGCACCGCAGCUCUUCCAGCCUGCGCUGCAGCAACAGCAGCAACAGCUGCAGCAGCAGCGACAGCAACAGCUCCCCCAGGAGGAGGUCCAGGAGCACGCUCCCACUCAGGACCUACAAGACCACUACCGGCACCAGCACCAGCACCACCAGCAGCAGAGCCAGCCGCCGCUGCUGCUGCCCGCAUUGCCCGGGCCCGAGCGCCCGGGCGUGUCCGCAGCCCACCCCCAACCCGCUGCCAGCCUUGGCCCAGCAGUGCCGGGGGCCCUGGCUGCUACUGCCGGCGGCAGCCACGACCCAGGCGGCAGCGCUGCUUUGGGCUCGCCGCCGCCGCUGCACACGCCGACGGUGCGGGUGAAGCCGGAGCUGGUGGAGCGGCGGCAACAGAGCCUGGUGUCGCAGCUGUGGUCGGUGCUGCGCCGGCCAGGUGCCCGGCAGCAGAGUGGGCAGCUGGACCAGCUGCAAGAGCAGAGGCAGGCUCGAGGCGUGGCCAUAGAAGCUUUGCUCAAGGGCGCUGGCAUGGGCCACGAGGGGCUACAGGCCGUGUCGCCACCACCACGCCAGCAACAGCAGGAGCAGCCGCAGUUCCAGCUAGAGCGGCCUGGACAGCACCAGCAGCACCAGCAGCUCCAGGGGUCAGUGGAAAUACAACAGGACCAGCAGAUGCCGCCGGCGCAGGGCCGAUGGCCCCCAGCAGACGACCCCCGACACCGGGCGGCACCACUGCCCCACGCCACUGCUGCUGCCGCGCCCGCCGCGCCCACUGCCAGGCCGCCGCUGGCUGUAGCUGGGAGCCACGGCAGCGGCCUCGGUCUCGGCUACCCUGCUACAGCCUCGGCCGCCGUCAUGCAGGCCGCCACGGCGCCGCCGCAGCUGCAGUCUCAGCUGCAACCACCUGGUGCGGAAGCGUACGCCGCCCACCGCAUUUACGAUGGCUACAGCUACAGCCCGUCUGCUGCUGCUGCUGCUGCUACAGCCGCUGGCGCCAUUGGUGCGUUCGCGCCGGCCGUGGGCCCUGCGGCUCCGGGGCUCUUCCCCGCUUACCAGGGCACGACUGCGGCCGAGGCCGGGUUGGCAGCAGCCGGCGCGAAGCGGCGGCGGAGCUCUAGCGACGGGUGCGGGUAUGCCGACGACGGCGUUAUGGGCGCAGCGGGCGCGGCGGCGGCGCAGCCCGGCGGCACCGCGGCAUCCCUCUUUGAAGCGCCCGCCGCGUUUGCGGCAGGGCCGGUACCGCAAGCUGCAGCAGCAGCGCACGCAUGGCAGGCGCCACAGGCCGCGGCGGCAGGCGCCGCGGCGGAAGCGUCGCCGAGGAAGACGCGGCGGCUGGUGCAGCCAGCUGGCGGCGGCGCGGCAGAUGCUGCUAACGACGCCGCCGACGGCGCUGCCGAAGGUGGUCGCGGUGGCGGUGAGAGAGGCGGCGACCCCGGGGUUGAGGCUGUGUCAACUGCCAUGUUGGCCAUUGAGCGACUGCUGCAGGACAAUGGCUGGCAGCGCCAGCUGCAGCACCAGCAGCGCCGGCACGGGCACCAGCACCAGCAGUACCGGCAGUCUGAGCCGGAGGCGCUGGAUGCGGACUUUGACCUUGCGGCGGCGCUAGGCCUCGGCGAGCCGCAGGGGGAGCAGCAGGUGGAAGGAGUGUGGGAGCGGCAGCAGCCCCACAGCAGCGAGCAGCCGAAGCUGGUCCUUGUGCCGGCGGGAGGCGUGGCCGCGAGCGGCGACGACGUCAACGGCAGCAGCCCGCUCGCUGACCACAUGCAGCAGAGCCCUGCUCCGCUGCAGCAAGACCCACAGGAGACGGCGCGACUGCUGGCGGCGGGGUGGCAGCUGGCGCCCGAGGGCUUCACGCCCACCAGCUGCCGUGCUCCCGGUGCCUCCGGCCCGCGGCCCACACAGGCGCCCAGAGCGCCUGUCGCCAGUGGCGUCCCGCCGCACCUGCAUGAGCCGCAGCUGCAAUUGCAGCUGCAGCCGCCGCAACGGCGGUUCGUGUCCAUCACGGAGCUGUGUUGGCUGUCUGCAGGCCUGGAUGCAGAGGCGGUGCAGGCGGCGCGGCAGCAGCUGCUGCUGCUACAGCAGCAGCAGUCGCCGGAGCAGCGGUACGGAACCGCGGCAGCGGGCGCCGACGACGCCGCUGGUGAGGACGAGUGGGUGUUCAAUGUAAAGGACCUGCAGUUUGAGGCGGAGGCGCUGACGGAGGGGCUUGCAAGCGACGGCGAGGACUGGGACGUGAACGAGGAGGAGGCCGGCGGCAGCGGCCGCGGUAGGGGCCGCAGCGGUGUCGUGGCCACUGGCGCGGCCAUGUGGGGCCGGGGGCGGGGCCGGCCUGCAGGCCGCGGCCGGCAGCAGCAGCAGGCGCAGCAGGCGAGCCAGCAGGCACAGCCUGCUGCGCAGGGCCCAGGGCGGAGGCGGCAGGGGCUGCAGCAGGGUCGCCAGGCGCUGCGGGCCCAGCAGGGGCCGCUGGCGGCGCAGUCGCAGCCGCCCGUCGAAUCCGAGGCGGGCUGCGCGCGCGCCGCUGCCGUCGACCGCGCCCGCCUGGGCUGUCACCGCCACAAGCCGCCACCAGUCAUAUGCCCCGUGCGCCCCGGCAGCGGCAACCGACCCGGCUCCGUGCCUCCCUUGGGCGUGCAGCCGCUGGGUGCAGGCAUGGCAGGCGCGGCGGCCGCCGAGGCGGCGGCCGCCGCCAGGCUAGGCGUGGGAGGAGCUGGAGGCAGCUGGGCUGCGCGGGCGUGUGCGGCGGUGCUGCCAGGGGGUGGUGCGGACGCGGCCGCAGACUUGCACCAGCAGCGCGGGCCCGUGAAGCGCAAGCGCUGCGGCGGCCGAGUGCUGGUGCCCUUGGAGCCGCCGGUGGGCCGCGCGCUGGGUGGUGUGCGGCUCAAGGCUGGGGACGGCGGUGGCGGCGGGCCGGGCGGCGGCGGUGGGCCGGGCGGCGGAGGGGGAGGCGGGGCGCGCGGCGCGGCUGGGAGUCGCGGCGGUGAUGUGGCCUCGGGCGGCAAGAUCCUGAACGCCCUGCGGGAGGCCAAAGCGCUCCUGAGCAGCAGGUUCGUGGUGCGCCGCUCGCCCAUUGCGCAGCUGGGUGUGUUCACGGCCGCGCACGUGCCCGGCGGCGCCCUGCUCAUGGAGUACUACGGCGAGGCUGUACGGCCCACGGUGGCGGACGUGCGGGAGAAGAGGUACAUUGCCGGCGGCCGUGACGGCUGCUACCUUUUCAACUCGGGCGGGCCACGCGAGGAGGCCACGGUGCUGGACGCCACACACGCCGGCAACAUCAUGCGCUUCGUCAACCACUCGUGCGGCCCCAACUGUGUGGCCCGCACGUUGCUGGUGAACGGGCAGCGGCGCAUCUUCCUGUUCGCGCUGACGGCGAUGCCGCCCGGCACCGAGCUCACCUACGACUACAAGCUCAGCAGCGUGCUGUGUCUGGAGGCGUUCAAGGGCCUGCCCGAGGAGUUCAUUGAGCGGGCGGCGGAGGAGGCCGGCGUGGACCUACUGAUCUGCCGCUGCGGCGACCGCCGCUGCCGCAAGUACCUGUGAAGCGCCCGUUUGGGGCCACGCUGUGCUGCAGGCGCACCGUUGCGACGGGUUUAGUGCGAUGCAAAGAACGUGUGAGGCUUAACAUGGGGUCAACAGCUCGAAGCUACGUAGAUGUGCGCGUGUGUGUUUUUGUGCCGGGGGAUAAGUGAUUUGAGAGCUGCUGUCUUCGGUAUUGGCCACAUCAGCAAGAGAAUUCUCGUCUGAAAUCGUGCUGACGUGCCCUGCGUGUCUGGUGUCCCUGUGUGUGUGGAUCAGUUGCAUGCCGCCUUACGAGCUGGGCCCAAUGAGUCCACCGAACACCGGACACGCCCAGGUUGCGUGUGUGUCUGUGUGUGCGUGUAUGUGUGUGUGUUAAAGAGCACAAGGAAAACGUUGCGUAUGUGUGUGUGUGUGUCUCUGUCGCAUGCGCCCGGUCAGAUAAGUACCCUGAAAACCAUGAGAAAUAACACGGCCACAGCCGACUGCGUAGACUUAAGCAUGGGAUGACUGGCUUGCGGACACGGCUAAUCCGUUACAUUUUUGAAUUCGAUGAAUCCACUGACUGACGGGCAACCGGUCGGUCGUAACAAGUUAUGCUGCACGCGGCAUCGUAUCGCUUACCUCAUUGUAUUUGACGCUUUAUCACCAUGUCUGGCACACCGCACUGUGAAUGCUGACGCAAAGCAUUCUGGAGCCCAAUUGCUUCAUUGACCGGAGCCCUGCACGCUGUGGUAGUGAUUGCCGAAGCGGCGGGUAGGGGGUGGCAAGUAUAGGACGCUAGCCCAACUCUUAUUUCUGUGUGCGUGGGUGCUUGGAGACGGGUGUUGCGUUGGCGUACGUUGCAAUGUCGAUGGUUGGGUGUGGAGGUGUGGGCAAUGUGUGUGGGUUCGUGGGGCCGGUCACGACCAACGGCAGCUGACAUGGGAACGCUCGGCAGAGGCCAGGGGUGCCCCUGCCCGUGGUGUGAUAGGGCACGGCAAAGAGAUGAACCACGAUUUUGGCAAAUGGCUGUCGGCGUUGCGCAAAGCAAAAAUGAGUGCCGCAGGGUGAUAGUACUGAUAUUGGCGAUGCCAGUGGCUAACUUGGCAUAUGUGUGUGAGAGAGAGUGUGAGGGGCGGGGUGGGCGGGCGCACACAGGGGAGAUGGGCUCCCCCCUCUUCGGAGGAGCCAGGUGGCUGGGAAGAUGGGUACUGUGCGUCCUCGUGCAACCCUAUGUGCCAAGUUGUGUCAGGGGAAUGAUGUCAAUUGUCGACUGGCACAAGAGGGGCAACAGGCAGCUGAAGAAGAAUGUCGGAAGUGCGGACAUGCUUGUGGGUCCCUGAAUUCGUAGUAUGAGCAAGAGCUGAGGGUGGUGAAAAGCAAAGUCCUGAGUGAUGCGGCAGGGUGUGGCAAAGGAUGUGCACGUAUAAUGUGCCAUGGGAUAAAUCGGUUCGGCAGCGAUGCAGAGGUCCCAGGUCAGUGCCCUGUCAACUGCCAAGCAUACCUACGUCUA
Molecule: messenger RNA, 10149 nt
Organism: Chlamydomonas reinhardtii
Lineage: Eukaryota; Viridiplantae; Chlorophyta; Chlorophyceae; Chlamydomonadales; Chlamydomonadaceae
Exons: 6
Coding region: 330-8678 (2782 amino acids)
Biological process (GO): positive regulation of DNA-templated transcription
Cellular component (GO): histone methyltransferase complex
Molecular function (GO): protein binding; histone H3K4 methyltransferase activity
Source: RefSeq, a predicted model, not a curated record